Molecule: messenger RNA, 495 nt
Organism: Galendromus occidentalis (western predatory mite)
Lineage: Eukaryota; Metazoa; Arthropoda; Arachnida; Mesostigmata; Phytoseiidae
Product: probable 4-coumarate--CoA ligase 1
Exons: 1
Molecular function (GO): CoA-ligase activity
Source: RefSeq, a predicted model, not a curated record
CAGAACGGAGAGCUCUACUGCAAAGCACCUUCAGUCGCCUUGGGAUACUACAGGAACGAGAAAGCCACGGCGGAAACCUUCAAAGACGGAUGGUUGUUGACCGGAGAUUUGGCGUUUCGAGAUGACGAGGGUCGUGUAGUGAUUGUGGAUCGUCUGAAGCAAAUGAUCAAAUGCAUGGAUUCGCAAGUUGCUCCGGCGGACCUCGAAGCCCUCCUGAGUAGAGAUGAGGACGUAUCCGAGGUCGUUGUCGGUGGCGUUCCUCACGAGAAGUUCGGUGAGGCUGCUGUAGCGUUCGUGGUUCCGAAGAGAUUCUCGGAUCUCCAACAUCUGCGCGAAAAGUUGAUCGAGGCAGUGAAGUCCAAGUGCGCUUUCCAUAAACAUCUACACGGGGGCCUAUUCUUUCUGCGGUCUAUCCCCGAAACCGACAGCGGGAAGUUCUCUCGGAGAGAUGUUGUGAAAUUACAUUUAGAUCAGCAGAUCGAAUAUCUCGAUUGA